Lycium ferocissimum is the source of this 2838-nucleotide messenger RNA. RefSeq lists its product as uncharacterized. The transcript has 16 exons. NCBI's taxonomy places the organism in Eukaryota, Viridiplantae, Streptophyta, Magnoliopsida, Solanales, Solanaceae. Gene Ontology annotation, biological process: transcription initiation at RNA polymerase III promoter. Gene Ontology annotation, molecular function: histone acetyltransferase activity; protein binding. The record is from RefSeq and is a predicted model, not a curated record. Gene Ontology annotation, cellular component: transcription factor TFIIIC complex. The coding region runs from base 190 to 2838 and encodes 882 amino acids.
UUUGCCACCAAAAUAAGAAAGAAACAAAUAAACCCCUAAAACCCCAGUUUGCCUUUGUGAGAGCAUACACAAAACCAGUUCAGACACCAAAGAAGCUCUCUAAAUUAUCAAAAAAGACGCCAUCCGAGCAUGUAAUUUUAUUGUCAAAUCAAUUCUAGGAUUCACAAUUUUGGUCCGAUAAAUACAACAAUGUCUUCUAGUUUUCAAGCUUCUAUACUGGUGGUUUCCCCAUCUUACCCCAAUUCUAUUGCUUGGUCAGAGGAGAAUUUGGUGGCAGUGGCUUGUGGUCAUAUUGUUACCAUAUUGAAUCCAGCUAAACCAUUUGGAGCACGAGGUCUCAUUACUAUCCCUCCUGGCAAACCUUUUCCGAUUGGGUUGAUUGAUAAAAAAGAUUUACUCUCUGGUUGUAUGUUACAUAUUGCAUUAGCUCGAGACUCAUCUGCUCAAGAAAAACAAUAUCGAGAAAACCGGCCAUGUGUUCGGUCAAUAUCCUGGUCACCUAUUGGAUUUGCUCCAAAUUCCGGUUGUUUGCUUGCGGUCUGCACUACUGAAGGACAUGUAAGGCUUUACCGGAUGCCAUAUCGUGAGUUUUCAGCAGAAUGGGUAGAGGUCAUGGAUAUAUCAAGCAUGCUGUAUAGCUAUCUCACAACUACCAAUUUUCAGGCAGCAACCUUUAGUGCCUCAGAAGUUGCUGAUCCUAGUCAAGCUUGCUUUGAUGAGGGAGAUGAUGAUGAUCUGCCAAUCUCUGUCAUGAGAAAGGAACUUAAGCGUCGGAGACUGAACGCAUUGACAGUGAUGGAGCUCAAAGCUUGCAGUCAGAAAGAGAAAAAUACUUUUAGUGCUCCUCGCUCAAAAACAAGGUUUUAUAAGAAAGUAGUUGGAGAUGACAGUCAAUCACUAAUCACAGGCGAAGAAUAUGCCUCUCGCAGUGCGAUGCUGUCUUCACUCAUUGUUGCAUGGUCACCCUGUCUGCCACAGACAUCUGGAUGUGGUAUAUCUACUACUAAUGGCUUGACCAGUGGCUGUUCUGUACUUGCCGUUGGAGGGAAGUCUGGCGAACUAUCAUUGUGGAGAAUUCAUAAACCAGAAGGCUACUCUAUUAUGAACAGCCCUGACUCAAAUAAAGCACUGCUUGUUGGACUUCUCAAUGCACAUGAUAGUUGGAUCACAACAAUCAGUUGGGGAUUGUUCAUAUCUGAUGCUUCAGAUCCUCUGCUUUUAUUGGUUACUGGAUGUUCCGAUGGGAGUGUGAAGAUAUGGCAGGCGUGUUGCAGAAGACUAGUAGAAUCAUCGGAACUUAGUGAUUCACCCUUUUCUCUAUUGAAGGAGGUCAAAGCCGCCGACUUUGCAAUGGCCUCUGUGGUUUCCCUCAUUGUGUCUGGGCAGUCACCUAACAAAAUGCUUUUAGCCAUUGGCAAAGGAUCUGGAUCAAUUGAAGUGUGGACUUGUGACAUUCUUGCUUGUAGAUUUGAGAAAGCUGGCUCCUGUGAUGCUCAUAACCAUGUUGUUACAGGUCUAGCUUGGGCUUUUGAUGGACGUUCCCUAUACAGCUGCAGCCAGGACGACUCAACCCACUGUUGGAUUUUACAUGAAAAUUCCCUGUGUGAAGUACCUAUCCCUUCCAAUACUCCUGGCUUUAAAGGCUCUGCUGAUGUGCCAGAUGCACUUUGUUCUUGCUUUGGUCUAGCUGUAUCUCCGGGAAAUCUGGUGAUGGCUGUGGUAAGAGGUUUUGCUACCGAGCUACUAAAUCAAAUGUAUGAGGCAAGGGCUCUGAAAGCUGCAGUAGAAUUUCUAUGGAUUGGAGGACAGCAACUGGAGCUUUCCGCUACUGUUUGUCCAGAUUUUGAUGUUAAAGCUUUCCCAGAUUUUCCUGAGAAAGAGCUAAUUAGUUGGGAGAAUAAUAUAUUAUGGUCAUUAAAUCAGCAUGAACAUUUGGAUAAACCACUGGUUGUUUGGGAUGUUGUAGCAGCAUUCUUGGCCUUUAAACAAUCUAUUCCGAAAUAUGUGAAACAUAUUGUACUGAAAUGGUUGAAAUCUUCUGUUGGAGUUUCUGCAAAUUUGUCUGAAGCAAUUAAAUGUCUAUCAGAGAUCUCCUCGCGUAAGUUGCAACUCCUCAACAUCAUCAGCAAGCUGGUAGUCUUGAAAAAGGUGGAGACAGAUAAAGUUGAUGGGAAAUCACAGUUUUUAGAGGUCUUUGGCAGUGGUGAUGAUGAACGAUUGGAUUGGACACAGCUUCAUUCAAAUAGUGAAAUGGAACUGAGAGAUAGGCUGGUUGGCUAUAGCUUUACUGUCUUUCUUGAUGUCGCCUGUGGUUCUGAUGGAAAGGGUAGUAAACCUGGUUACUGGCUCCCUGUUGGAACAGCACAGAUGGAGCAGUGGGUUGCAAUUCGUCGUAAAGAUAUAAAGAAUCAUCUGAAACUUCUUGCAGACAAAGUACGAGCUGUUAAGAAGAGUCAAUGUCCCUCCAUUUGUGAAUAUGUACAGGAGGAGGAAUGUAGUUUCUGCUCAGCAUCAGUUCCAUUUGACUCUCCAGAUUCAGCCGUCUGUCAGGGGUUGAAGUGCGAUACUGGGAAUGGUCCGAGACACAAACUAUUUCGAUGUGCUGUUUCUAUGCGUCUCUGCCCAAUUGUUCCGGUUUGGCAUUGCAUGUGUUGUCAGAGAUGGGAUUCAAAAUUAGCCCCUUCACCCCUUUUCAAAAUGCCUGGAUAUCCUUCAGAUUUCAAGUCUUUGAGCAAAUCUAUCACAGAUGAUGAACCUCCAAAACCUUGGUGUCCCUUUUGUGGGAUUCCUUUAAAGAGAUUACUGCCAGAAUUUUUACUUUCACCAUCCUUUGUAUAG